ACGAUGGAGAUGGACAUGACUCACGGGUCAACAAAAGACAAAACGAGGUGGAAAAAGAAAAAAAUGGGCGAUGAUGAUCGUGGCUUGGUCCAAUUCACACAGCGAUUCGCUUUUCCCCAGUCCCUGAUUCCGAUCGCGUUUUGAUCUUUCUUCACUUCAAUGUUGAAUAUCCCGUGUACUUAGAAACUUUCAUUGAAUACCCUCUCCAGGUUUCGAUCAAUCUUGAUGUCUCUUUGAUUUUCUUGCAGUGGCGCGUAGCUCGCCCCAUGUUUAUUCAACCACUUUCGAAUCGAAAGUAUUCUGCAUCAUCCCUUUGAAUCCCAAAUCUCGAAGUACCCUGUUUUCCGUGAACUUUGCAGUGUCAUUUUAAAUUCGCCAUUUGAGGUGAUCAACGUGAAUCUCAACUCAUAUAAUAGUACUGAACAAGUCAGGACACAGAAAGAGAGAAAAAGAGCGUUUGUCAUCAUCUUUCACGUCCACUCACUCGCUGCCCACCAGCAGUUCCUCCUUUUUCCAGGGUCACCCCUCCUACGAUUCUGUGUCGCACUGUGUCUGUUUUCUUCGUCUUCUUGUUCCAGCUCUCGCAUGUAAGUCGAGAAAAGACCACUCCAUCGUUGAUAUUUGCAGGACCGGGAGCUUAAAAUGGCAAAGCUGGUGGUGGAAGUACUUGAUGCGAGUGAUCUCGUGCCCAAAGAUGGGAAAGGCUCGGCCAAUACAUACGUGGAAGUAGAGUUUGAUGAGCAGCUUCAGAGGACUCAGGCCAAGCCAGGAGACCUCAACCCCCAGUGGAACGAGAAGCUUCUCUUCAAUGUGACCAGCCCCACGCAGCUUCCCAACACCACCAUCGAGAUCGCGGUGUACAAUGACAAGAGAGGCGGCGGACACCACAAGCACUUCCUAGGCUGGGUCAAGAUCUCUGGGGGCUCCGUCCCGUGGUCUGAGUCGCAGGCAUUUGUCCAGAGGUACCCGCUCGACAAGCGGGGCCUCUUUUUGCACAUCAGGGGCGACUUGGCACUCAGGAUCUACGCAAUUCAGGGCUUUUCUGAUCCGUUUAUGGCGAAUGGCGCAGCUUUUGAAGAUGCAGAGAGUCCCCCGCAAGAGGUGAACACCGACAAUCUUGAGGGUGAUCAGGAUUUGGGGGGCAAGCAUAAGAAGAAAAAGAAGAAGGAGAAAGAGUCGAGGACAUUUUAUUCCAUCGGGAAUGCCACAGGUGGUCCUGCCAAUUAUCCUCCUGUGGCCUCAGGAUUUGCAUUUCAGACACAUCAGAUGAUGGAAAAUGCACCACCCAACAUGCAAAUGAGGGCUGAUUUUGCCAGAGCACCAGCAGCUCCAGCAACUGUGAUGCACAUGCAGAUGCCGAGGCAGAACCCAGGGUUUGGGAUGGUGGAGACCCGGCCUUCGAUCGCAGCCUGGAUGCGAUUCAGAGGAGGGGACAAGAUGGUGAGUACUUGUGACCUGGUAGAGCAGAUGCAUUUUCUGUAUGUGAGUGUGGUUAAGGCCAAGGACCUUCCUGUCAUGGAUAUUUCAGGGAGCCUUGACCCAUAUGUGGAGGUGAAGCUAGGGAACUACAAAGGGGUGACCAAGCACUUGGAGAAGAACCAAAACCCAGUGUGGAAACAGACUUUCGCUUUCUCGAGGGAGCGGAUGCAGUCGCAUAUCCUGGAAAUCGCUAUAAAGGACAAGGAUGUUGGGAAGGAUGAUUUUGUGGGGAGGGUCGUCCUCGAUACCCAUGAAGUGCCUUAUCGAGUGCCGCCUGAUAGCCCGUUGGCGCCUCAGUGGUACAAACUGGAGACCAAGAAAGGAGAGAGGGGCAAAGGAGAGAUCAUGCUCGCGGUUUGGAUGGGGACGCAGGCGGAUGAGUCGUUUCCUGAAGCGUGGCACUCCGAUGCCCACAAUGUGAGCCAUGUAAACCUCUCCAACACUAGAUCGAAGGUCUAUUUCUCGCCGAAGCUGUACUACCUCCGAGUCCACAUCAUUGGGGCUCAGGAUCUCGUCCCCUCCGACAAAGGCCAGGCGCCGGACACAUAUGUGAAGGUGCAGCUUGGGAAUCAGCUCCGUAUCACUAGGCCUUCCCAGAUGAAGACCAUCAAUCCGGUCUGGAAUGAUGAGCUAAUGUUUGUCGCGUCAGAGCCUUUCGAGGAGUAUAUCAUUAUUUCAGUUGACGAAAGGGUGGGACCUGGAAAGGACGAGACGUUGGGGAGGCUGAUAAUGCCGGUUAGAAAUGUUCCUCAGAGGUUAGAUACUGCAAAGAUCCCGGACAGUUGGUUCAACCUUCUCCCACCAUCCAAGGCCGAUGACGCGGAGAAGAAGAAGGAAGUAAAGUUUUCGAGCAAGAUUUGCAUCCGGUUUUGCCUGGAUUCGGGGUAUCAUGCCCUCGACGAAUCAACACAUUUCAGUAGCAAUCUUCAGCCCUCAUCGAAGCAUCUGAGAAAGCCGAGCAUCGGAUUUCUUGAACUUGGGAUACGGAGCGCCAGGAAUUUGCUCCCCAUGAAGGGAAAGGAUGGCAAGAUCACCGAUGCCUAUUGUGUGGCUAAGUAUGGGAACAAAUGGGCUAGAACCCGAACGCUCCUUGACACGCUGGCUCCGAGGUGGCAUGAGAAGUACACGUGGGAAGUAUUCGAUCCCUGCACAGUGAUUACCAUCGGCGUCUUUGACAACUGCCACAUCAACGGAAAAGAUGAAGCGGAAGACCAGAGGAUUGGGAAGGUUAGAAUCCGACUCUCUACACUGGAGACCGACCGGAUGUACAUCCAUUGCUAUCCCCUCCUGGUCCUGCAACCCUCCGGCUUACAGAAACGCGGAGAGCUCGAAUUGGCGGUGCGAUUCACUUGCACGGCUUGGAUCAACAUGGUGACUCAGUAUGGCAAGCCAUUGCUCCCGAAAAUGCAUUACGUGCAACCGAUACCUGUUAGGUACAUCGAUGGGCUCCGCCGCCAAGCGAUGCAGAUCGUGUCAGCGAGGCUGUCGCGAGCCGAGCCACCUCUUAGGAGGGAGGUCGUUGAAUACAUGCUAGACGUGGACGACCACAUGUUUAGUCUGAGGAGGAGCAAGGCCAAUUUUCACCGCAUAAUGUCGCUUCUUUCCGGGAUAACAGCAAUUUGCCAAUGGUACAGUCAAAUAUGCUACUGGAGAAAUCCGGUCACCACCUGUCUUGUCCACGUGCUUUUCUUGAUACUGGUUUGCUACCCGGAGCUGAUCUUGCCCACGAUUUUUCUUUAUCUUUUCGUGGUCGGGAUAUGGAACUAUCGGUUCAGGCCGAGGCACCCGCCCUAUAUGGAUGCUCGGCUUUCGCAGGCAGAGUUUACUAAUCCAGAUGAGCUGGAUGAGGAAUUCGAUACUUUUCCAUCAACAAAGCCAGCAGAUAUUGUGAAAUUUAGGUAUGAUCGCCUCAGGAGUGUUGCAGGAAGAGUGCAGACAGUGGUAGGAGAUUUAGCAACGCAAGGAGAAAGAGCUCAGGCUUUACUGAGCUGGCGGGAUCCGAGAGCGACAGCUAUAGUAAUCAUUUUCGUGCUGAUCUUGGCCAUCGUCCUGUAUGUUACGCCAUUUCAGGUAGUGGCAAUACUGGCGGGACUCUACUCGCUAAGACAUCCCCGUUUCAGGACCAAGAUGCCCUCUGUGCCGGUGAAUUUCUUCAAGAGAUUGCCUGCCAAGUCCGAUAUGCUUCUAUGAGAUCAAAGAUUGUUUGCGGUUCACUUCCUCUUAGUCAUGAUUUUGUAAAUUGGAAGUGAUCAAGUGAAUGAACCCUGCAUUAACACCACUUCAGGAGGGAAGAACAGAGUGUAACACCCUUCACUAGAGUAACUUAUCACAUGCAUCAGAUUUCUCUCUUGAAAUGGAAAUUUAAUCUCGUGCAUAA
Syzygium oleosum is the source of this 3856-nucleotide messenger RNA. Its product is annotated as FT-interacting protein 7. The transcript has a single exon. The record is from RefSeq and is a predicted model, not a curated record. The coding region runs from base 643 to 3669 and encodes 1008 amino acids. Lineage: Eukaryota; Viridiplantae; Streptophyta; Magnoliopsida; Myrtales; Myrtaceae.